AUGCCGGCGGUGCGGUUUAGUGCGGCUGUUGAAAAGGCGCUGGCGGCGGUGUUUCCCCCACGCGACGCCUUCGACGCCCCCGACUUUGACCCCGUCGAAUUUCUCAACGCGCGCUUCCCAAACGAGGCGAGUCUCGCGGCCCUUCCCUCUUUUCUCGAGGAGGCCACCAAUCGACUCGCCCAGACGGAAAGUGAUCUGCUGAAGGCCGUAGAGGCGCAGGCCACGAAUGCCGCCACAGCCGAUAAAGAUCUGCGGAAUGCAAAAGGAGCGGUGGCCGCCUUAUAUGAACGGGUCUCUGAUAUUAAAGCAAAGGCUGCGAAGAGUGAAGAUACCGUGCGUGGAUUGUGUCAACAUAUUCGGGAAUUGGAUACCGCAAAGACCAAUCUCACCACAAGUAUUAAUACUUUACGUUCCAUGCAGUUAUGGAUGUUGCAAUUACAAGUCUUGUCAACAUCGUUUGAAAGACGAAAGUUUAUUCAAUGUCGUGAUGCCUUAAUGGAAGCACAAAAAUAUAGUGCGAUGUUUGAAAGUAUGAAAGAUAUUCCAAAGAUAAAAGAAAUUAAUGAUAAACAAGCACAACUUUGUAGACAAAUGGAAUACUAUAUUCGUCAUACUGUAUUUGGAGAUAUUUCUCUAGACUCAUUGGAUGAAACUUUAAUGGCAGAGGCUUGUGCUGUUGUAGAUUUAUUAGGAAAAGAAAGUAUACGAAAAAUUCGUGAUCAUUUUAUCGAAAAAAUGUUAGAAGUAUAUUCAACCCGUUUUAAACGUGGUUCAGAAGAUGCGAAAUUGGAACGUACAGAGAGAAGAUAUGUGUAUAUUCGAAAUCUUCUUGAACAAAAUGAAAGAUUAUUCCUUAAUGUAUUUCCACGUCAUUGGUGUGUACCACAAGAAUUAUGUGUUACUUUUUGUCUUCGAACGAAAGCAGAACUUGAUUAUCUUUUACGUGAAGCUGCUGGUAAUAUUGAUGUAGUAGUAUUAACAUAUGUACUUCAAAAAACUAUUGAUAUUGAACGAGAUCUUACCCAUAUGAUGGCAUGGAAAGAUGAAUUUCCUGGUAGAAGUGAAGUUCCAGAUUAUAGAUAUAAUGGAAUGAUACUUUCAUCUUUUAAAGCGCAUAUGGAUCUUUUUGUACAUAAUGAAGAUAAAUUAAUGGGAGAUGCACUUUCACAGCCUCUUAUAGGAAUAGAAACUAAUAUGGAUAGUAAUACUAGUAGUAGUAUAAAUCAUAAUAAUAACACUAAUAAUACCAAUCCUUCUAUUACUGGAUCUGUUGUAAGUGGAUGGUAUAAUGAUGCAGAUAUUACGGUAGGUGCUACACUUCCUGUUGCAGAAGAUCUUUUUAUUUUUAUUAAAGAAAGUUUAAAACGUACUAUUCGUAUUUCUCAACAAGAUGUAUUAUUGGAAAUGGCUGCUGUUUGGCGUAAACAUCUUAUUCGUUUUUCAGAAGCUCUUAUGGCACUUCUUCCUUCUCCUGCGGCGACAAAAGUAGAUAUGCGUCGGGCCUGUAUUAUUAUAAAUACAGCCGAUUUAUGUCAAUCCACCAGUCAAGAUCUUGGAGAAGAAGUUUGUGUACGUGGAGAGGCACCGGCAAAAGAAGUUGGUUUUGAUACCGUUACUGAAGCCUUCUCUGUUCUCUAUAGUAAAGCUAUUCAAUCUAUUGUACAAGGGACAGAAUUAAAUUUGGCUCCUUUCCUUGUGGAAUAUGGAAAUGGUGCAUUUGUAAAUCGUCGUGGAGAGGAUCAAGAUAUUCAUGAUGAAUCUAAUCUUAUUCGAUCUAUGAGUGCGGUAUUACACGAUAUGGUAAUCGUAUGUGCAGCCGUACUUCCAUCUUCUAUUUUACGUUUUCUUCUUGAUAAGGUUGCGGCUAGUGUAAUUCCUAUCUUUACAGAUUCCCUUUAUCGUAUGCGUCGAUUACCACCAGAGUUUGCCUUGGGUCUUAUGCGAGUUGAUUCAGCCGCAUUGGAACGUAAUUUUCUACAACUUCCAAAUUAUAAUGAUCCUAAUCGUUUUGCUCCUACUCUGUUAACAGGAUAUAUGAAACUUGUUCGACGUGAGUUUGAUAGACUUAAUCGUACACUUAAAGUAUUACAAGUGGAUGCCUCUGUAGAGACGUUUGUGGAUGUUUACUAUGAGGCAAUGUUACCAGAGGAUCGAUCUAUACAAAACUUUGUUCGACUUGUAGAACUAAAAGGAAGAAGAAGAGAAGAUGUUCGUUCAUGGAUUGCAAAUCUCUCCAAGAGAGGUGUGAUUGAGGCUACCAAACGUGAUUUACAACGUGAGGCUUCUCUUGGUAUUGCCACAGGCACUUCUUCACAGUCGGCUGCAACGACCACUAAUACCACCAGUGGUGGAUUGAAACUCUCCAACUUCUUUUCACCAGUAACGACACAGAAUGAACAACACACGAGUGGUAGUGGAUUUUCAAAUGCUCUUAACAAUUUAGUAGGCCUUGGCGGAGGAACUACUGGGAAUAGUGCUGUUGGGACUAAUAGUAGUAGUAGUGGAGGUGCUCUUCAAACAUCAUCCACUUUGUAUUCCAACACGGCAAACACAACAACAACAACAUCAACAUCAACGGCUAAUGAUGGAUCUAAACGGGGACAAGUGGAAGAGAGUUUUGGUUCGCGAUUUGCGAAAGCGGCACGUAAUACCGCAACGAAUAUAAAUUUCCUUUCUGGAUUUAAAAAGGAUGGCAGUGUGAACAAUAGUAGUGGUACUACUGGGGCAACAAGGUAG
Molecule: messenger RNA, 2736 nt
Organism: Trypanosoma theileri
Lineage: Eukaryota; Euglenozoa; Kinetoplastea; Trypanosomatida; Trypanosomatidae
Product: vps53-like domain protein
Exons: 1
Coding region: 1-2736 (911 amino acids)
Biological process (GO): retrograde transport, endosome to Golgi
Cellular component (GO): GARP complex
Source: RefSeq, a predicted model, not a curated record